AUGACAGAUACAUCGGAGUUUUCGAUACACUUUGUGACGCUGGGAAUGUUCAUUAUUGACCAGAUACACUUCCCUGCUUCUGGACGAGUCGUGGACAAUAUCAUUGGCGGUGCUGGCACCUUCGGUAUCAUCGGCGCUCGUCUUUUCUCUCCACCGCCUGAACUGUCUAGAACCCUUGGCUGGAUCGUAGACGUGGGUAACGACUUUCCAGAUGACAUUAAGCAUGAGCUUCAGCGGUGGGGCACCAGCCUGAUUUUACGGGAGACACCAGAACGAAAAACCACUAGAGGUUGGAACUCAUAUGGUCCCGCCGAUUUCCGUUCAUUCGAGUAUCUUACACCAAAGCUGCGUUUGACACCCAAUGAUUUUGCCAAUACCCCAUUGAUAAACUCUCUUUCCUUUCAUUUGAUUUGCUCGUCGGAUCGGUGUCGGGAUAUUAUCAAUACGCUUUCAUCUCUAAGGAGCUCCCCGAAAGAACCAGUUCUGAUCUGGGAACCGGUUCCGAAUCUCUGUACACCUGAAGAACUUCCUUCCUGCCUCGAAGUGCUAAAGCUGGUAUCGGUUGUUUCACCAAAUGCUGCAGAACUUGGAGGGUUUUACGGGCUAUCAGAGUCUGAGGCAGAGAAGAGGCUUUCUAUUGAGACAAAUGCCGAGAAGUGGUAUGUCUCAGGCAUUGGGUUAGGGAGAAAUGGCCCUAUCAUCGUUAGAGCUGGAAAAGACGGUUGUUAUAUUAGACACAGCGAAGGGGGCAAAUGGUUACCUGCAUACUUUGACGAAGAACACAAUUCGCGGGUUGUAGAUCCAACUGGGGGAGGAAAUUGUUUUAUUGGUGGCCUAGCAAUAGGUUUAGUUAGAACUAGGGAUAUUAUUCUCGCUGCAGCGUAUGCUACUGUGGCAGCUUCAUUUGCCAUUGAGCAAAUUGGUAUGCCAGUGUUAUCACAAAUUGGCAAAACAGAGCUUUGGAACGGAGUAGAGGCAAAGGAAAGGCUAAAAGCGUAUCUGCAGAGAAUAGAAGUAGAAGAGGGUACCCCAUAG
Molecule: messenger RNA, 1035 nt
Organism: Orbilia oligospora ATCC 24927
Lineage: Eukaryota; Fungi; Ascomycota; Orbiliomycetes; Orbiliales; Orbiliaceae
Exons: 3
Coding region: 1-1035 (344 amino acids)
Source: RefSeq, a predicted model, not a curated record